Messenger RNA from Clavispora lusitaniae ATCC 42720, 696 nucleotides. RefSeq lists its product as uncharacterized. Gene Ontology annotation, cellular component: endoplasmic reticulum membrane. Gene Ontology annotation, biological process: lipid droplet organization; lipid storage; phospholipid biosynthetic process. The record is from RefSeq and is a predicted model, not a curated record. Gene Ontology annotation, molecular function: coenzyme A diphosphatase activity. NCBI's taxonomy places the organism in Eukaryota, Fungi, Ascomycota, Pichiomycetes, Serinales, Metschnikowiaceae.
AUGGCCACCGUUGCCAAAACAUUUUCCAUGGAGCUCCGAAAUGCUGCUUGGCCGUCACUUGUAUUUGUGCUUGUCUUUCUUGUCACAUUACCUCUCGGCACAUUUGGGCGAACACACAGGCAACUUAUCAACGAGAAUGUGGGAUUGACAUCACUCAACGCGAUUUUUGUACAUUUUGGCUACUGGUGGUUUACUGCUGCUUACUUUGGCCUUAUUAUCUCGGCCCGGCGUAAGCUCCGCCUGCCGUUUUUCGCAUACGCCUUGAAUUCUGCAUGCGCUAUUGUUUUCCAAGCUUGGUUUUUCGGCCCACUGAUUGUUGAACGGAUAAACAGAAUAUCGGGCGGGCAUUGUGUGGCAGACAAUGGCGAAAAGAGGCGUCUAACGAUGCGUGAAUGCCUACAGUGCGUAAAUUGCUCGUGGAUAGAUGGUUUUGACGUCCUGUCACAUUAUUACUUUCUUCUGAGCCAAUUUCUUUUGCUCUGGCAUGUUGCCAACUGCCAAGCGCCAAGUGGUCGCCGAACAGUGCUCUGGAUACUUUCCGCUUUGCUCAUGACGAUAUGGUUUACAGAGUUUUGCAUCACGAGCGUGUUUUUCCACACAGCGGGCGAAAGAUUGGCAGGCUUAACUGGGAUUAUUGUUGCUUUGGUAGCGAUACGUGUGGAUCUCGAACAAUCCGAGGAGAUUGUGUCUUCAUAG